AUGGAAGAAUGCUUAUGCCUUGAUGAGUUUAACUGGGAUGCUGUUUUGGAGGACAUUGAUGCAACAGAAGAACUACCGUGUUUGGAUUCGACGCCCGAGAGUGAUGAUCAAGAGAAGGUUGAUAGAACGAUAGAUGAGCAGAAUCAUCAGGGGCACUUCAGUUGCUCUGAGCAUGAAAUUAUGGGAUUCUUCAAUUGCUCAAGCGAAAACGAAUACAGAGGAUUGAGACUUUUACAUCUCUUACUUGCAUGUGCCCAAGGAAUUUCAGAUGGAGCCUCUGAUGUUGCUGAGGUUACCCUUUGCAGGUUGCGAGAACUGGUUUCUCCCACUGGUUCUGUCAUGGAGAGGGUAUCUUUUUACUUAUAUAAUAGUCUUAUUCAGUGGAUUAGCCCUGUGGGUCAAAGGAAGGUGGACUUAGUGAGUCUAAGGAGAUCAGAGCAUUUUAUGGGAGCUUUUAGUUUGCUUCACCAAGCAUGCCCUUACAUCAGAAUGGCCCAUUUCACUGCAAAUCAAAGCAUAAUGGAGGCUCUGAUGGGUGCAAGCCAUGAUAAAAAUAGCAGGAAAAGAAUCCAUAUUGUCGAUUUUGACAUUAUGGAAGGCAUGCAAUGGCCACCUCUAAUGGAAGCGUUGAAUUAUAACAAAAUUGCAGUUGGGCACUUGAGGAUCACUGCAAUUAAGUGGGGGGAGGAUAAAUUGAUGGCAAUGCAGACAGGAAGAAGGUUGUGUGAGUAUGCAGAAUCUCUUGGGAUUCCUUUUGCUUUCCACGAAAAGGAAUUGAAGGAUUUGAAAAGCAUUUGUUUAGAGGAGGAAGAGAUUGUAAUGGCGAACUGCAUGAUUGAGCUUCCUCACAUGUCGAUGCGAAGAAGCAAAGCGAAGGUCUCAGAAUUCAUUCAUGGGAUCAGUUGUCUCCGUCAUGCUAUUCUUACUGUGGGACUGGGAGCUCCAUACGAAUAUGAAAGCACCUAUUUUUUCAGCCGUUUUGUUCAGUGCUUGCAAUACUCUUGCGCCAUGGUAGACUCUUUGGAAGCGGAAGUGGCAGAACAUCUGCUUGCGAGAGCAAUGAUAGAGAGAACGUUCACCGCGCCAAUGGUAAUGCGUGCAUUGGUGUGCCAAGAAAAAGGAUUGAACGUCACGGACGUUGCAUUUCAGUCUGGUUUUAAAUUUGGUGUUUUAAGCGAGGAGAAUAGAUUCCAAGCCAGGGCAUUGAUUUCUCGUCAAGCAGGAAAAUACUAUGGCCUAGAAGGGCGGGGAGAUGGUGGGCUUUGUCUGACAUGGGCUUCAAUUCCUUUGUUGUGUGUUUAUGUCUGGGAUACACCUUCCCCAGGUCCGCUCGGAGCAAACAGUGGAAUCUCAUGA
This is a messenger RNA of Cryptomeria japonica (Japanese cedar), 1356 nucleotides long. Its product is annotated as protein NODULATION SIGNALING PATHWAY 2-like. Bases 1 to 1356 code for a protein of 451 amino acids. The record is from RefSeq and is a predicted model, not a curated record. The transcript has a single exon. Gene Ontology annotation, biological process: regulation of DNA-templated transcription. NCBI's taxonomy places the organism in Eukaryota, Viridiplantae, Streptophyta, Pinopsida, Cupressales, Cupressaceae. Gene Ontology annotation, cellular component: nucleus. Gene Ontology annotation, molecular function: sequence-specific DNA binding; DNA-binding transcription factor activity.